AUGCAUGUUUGGUCCUUUGAAAUAGGUCUUUUGGAGCAUUCUGGAGCAUAUGGGACACAAGGAGCAUGGAGGGACUUGGCACAUGGAAGCAGCUCAACUAGAUAUGCAAAGGAAGAAGGGAGAAGCCAUCUUGAAGACCAGCUCGACCGUCCACUCGACCAACCGGUCGAGUUCCUCAACUCGACUGGCCAAGCUUCAACUCGAUCGAGCUGGGGAGUCAAAGUCAAACCCGAAAAAUGUUGCUUCCCCCUUGACUUCCCUUUGACCCUAAACCUAAUCCUCUUUGUAUUUAAAGGCUCUUAG
Molecule: messenger RNA, 303 nt
Organism: Microthlaspi erraticum
Lineage: Eukaryota; Viridiplantae; Streptophyta; Magnoliopsida; Brassicales; Brassicaceae
Source: the annotation of a GenBank genome assembly